Molecule: messenger RNA, 2579 nt
Organism: Acanthochromis polyacanthus (spiny chromis)
Lineage: Eukaryota; Metazoa; Chordata; Actinopteri; Pomacentridae
Product: leukocyte surface antigen CD53-like
Exons: 8
Coding region: 363-1061 (232 amino acids)
Cellular component (GO): membrane
Source: RefSeq, a predicted model, not a curated record
UGGUACUGUAUAUCAAACUAUCAAGUCUAAUUGUCAUGUUUUCAUUUCAAAUUCUACUGUGAAUUUAAUUUGAAGAGAAGUGUACAUUGACUUGUUGACUCCGUCUCCUUAUUAAAGUUAUUUUCCUGUUAUUUCAUGGACUGCUGCCUGGUGUGGACGCUCCUCCUCCUCCCUGUUGAUCCUGUAGACAGUCGCUUUUCCUCCUCCCUCUUUGUUUUCUCUUCCUCCUCAUACCUGUCUGUCGUCAGUGAAACCUGGGAAUGUUGGGAACGACACCAAACUCCUGCUCACUGCAUCUGUCACUGGGAUACUGCUGGAUACAGAGUAGUUAAGAUCUUACGGAAGGCAGACUAUCAGGGAGGAUGAACCGCUCCACGGUGAGCUGCCUGAAGAGUCUGGUGGUGAUGCUCCACUUCCUCUGCUGGCUGUGUGGUGCCUUCGUGGUGGCCUUUGGGGAGUUCCAGAUGGUGCACUCCAGGUACCCCUCUCUGGUCACCACCUUCUUGCCCAUCUACCCCUCCAACACCCUGGUGGUCACCGGCACCAUCGUCACCUGUGUGUGUUACCUGGGAGUGCUGGGAGGCAUGAAGGAGAACCGCUGCAUGCUCAUUUCGUUUUUCAUCCUGCUGUUCAUCCUGAUGCUGGUGGAGCUGGCCAUGGCCUGUGUGUUCCUGGUCUACAGCAGAGAGAUUGACACGUACUUUGAGAGAGAUCUGAUGCGAAGCUUGGAGAUCUACAGAGAUUCCAGUCCAGAAGGCAAUCAGACCAUCAAGGAUGACUUCGAUGCUGUUCAGUACCGGUUCAGGUGCUGUGGAGUUCAUGGUGUGGCAGACUGGGAGGGGCAUGUUCCGAUCUCCUGCUGUACUAUAGACCCCUGCAACAACCCCAACCACCCCAACUGGGAAGAGGGUUGUCUUGAGAAACUGAGGGACUGGUUUGCCAGAAAUUACCUCAGCACAGGGGCAGGAGUGGUCACAAUGUUCAUCAUACAGUUUGUUUGCCUGUCUGUCACCAUCCCUCUCUUUUGCCACUUCAGUCGACAAGGACUGGGUUACCAGUAAAAAGAACCGGCAAAAUGGUUUCUGGAAGUAGCAGCUCUCUCUCAACUCUCCACAUUAACGGAAUUCUUUUCCGUGUGUUAAAUAUUUAUUGAUCUCUUCUGAAUAGCCAAAGUCCUGCUGCUAUUAGCAGCCAUUAAAAAAAUAAUUAAGGGAGUAAAAUGUGAGGGUGGCUCAUGAGAUUAUUACUGUUAAUGAUGCCUGUAGAUGACAGAUAUGGAGACAUUUCAUUGGUGGAUAAGUCAUGACAUGAUCAUGUUGGACCUAAUUCACAAAGACCCCAAACUAUGGUCCCCCACAGAGUGCUAAACAAGAUUAUAUUCAUUACUUUAGACGUCUGCUAUUCCCUAAACACUUGUAAUCGUCCCUCUUCCCCAGUAAUAACUACAGCCUAAAUCUGCUCCUGUUUUUCAACUUGCUGCUCCUUCUGUAAUUCAAACCCUGUCCGACAGUGUGUCCUUGUAUUUACAAUAAGUCUCUGAGAUUUUAUUUUCCCUUGUCGUGCAUUUUGUCAGCUCUGUGUGAAGUUUCUGAUGGAAGAAUGUUCAGAGCAAAUAGGAACCAAUCUAGUGAUGGAUCUGACACAGAAACAGAUUCAAACUGAGAAGGGAUCUGCACCUCAGACUAGCUGUUGUAAUUUAUCUACAGGCAGGUAUUGUUAUGUUCUGUUGAGCCCUGUUUUAGCCAAAGGUUAUGUUGACUUAUCCAGUAGCAGUUCCUGUUGGUCAUGUAUCAAUGCAUCUACAGACGGUUGGUAAUGAAUUACUGUAAUAAUGAAGAAAACCUAAACAUGUCAUCAUUUAAAAGUUCUGAAACAUUUAGGGUUUUUUUCUGAUUUCUGAGUGUUCAUUUCUGUUACAAACCACAUCAUGUAUCCUGUGUCAGAAAUGUAAAGUCUCGCUCAUGCUGUUAGUAUCUGAUAUAAUGUAGAUGGAACUAAAUUCUCCUGCUUUGUUUGUUUGUAUAUUUUGGAUUUUGAGGUUUCACUUGUUUUGAGCAGCUGGAAAUUACUUGUAAACUUGUAAGUCCUGAGUGUGAUAAAGUGGCAUUUAUGCUGAUUUGUGAUGUUUGAUCUGUUCAGCCACACUGCAUACAUUUUUUGGCAAAGCUGAUUUUGGAGCUUCUAAGGUGAAAAAAGACAGUUUCUGCAUCUGGCAUGCUAUUGACGGACAAUUUUCAGAUUUUAAAUUGCAUUUUAAAUUAUGUGUUUGAUUCUAUCCUACAUAUACGCAUGUAUUUUCUGUUUAUUAUAGACUGACUGUUUGUCUCUCAGUGUUGUAUUUCCAAUAAGGUUUAGUGCUCUCUUCUGAAGUUCUUUUACAUAUGGAUAUUUCCUCCUACGCACCUGUCUACAGGACAUUAUGAGCCUUCACAGUCUACUUUUCAUUAACAUGAGAAUGCAUUAUUAGUACAUCAGUAGUAAUGGUCCUUCAGCGCAGCAGAGCGGUAUGAGCUGGCCCUGUAUGGCACGCUGUAAACCUGAACAUAAAUAAGUUAUGCAAUAAAGUCGUCUGAGGUUCA